Lagopus leucura (white-tailed ptarmigan) is the source of this 2002-nucleotide messenger RNA. Its product is annotated as maestro heat-like repeat-containing protein family member 2B. Gene Ontology annotation, cellular component: cytoplasm. NCBI's taxonomy places the organism in Eukaryota, Metazoa, Chordata, Aves, Galliformes, Phasianidae. The record is from RefSeq and is a predicted model, not a curated record.
AUGGAGCGGCUGAGAGCCCUUCGAGGUCUCUUUGCCUGUGUGGGCUGCAUGCCCAGACGCACACAUCGCGGGGAGAGAGGCAGGGUGGAAAGCCCUGUCCCCACCUGUGCCGUGACUUUACUGCUGCAGCGCCUGCAAGACCAGGAGGGUGACCGAGAGCAGGCGUACUGCAAGCUGGAGCACGUCCUGGGGGAAGAGGACAGCCGCCCGCCGUGCGGAGUGGUGAACCGGCUGCUGGCUGAGGUGUCCCAGGACCUGACAGCAGCCCAGGGCGUGACGAACAGCGUGAGAAUGGCUACCAGCAAUGUCCUGGUGGCUCUGGCCCGGACUCACUUCUCCUUGGUGAUGGCCGAGCUCCAGGGCCACCUGAAGGCCACACGGGAGAUGUGCAAGGAGUUUGUGCUCGUCACCCUGAGCAAACUCUUCAGCAUCUAUGCUCCACAGUGCAUCUCCUUUGUGUGGCUGACGCUGGCCGGCCUGUGCAGUGUGGUGGGCCGGGUGAGGAGCGGCCGGACCCUGUGCACUGCUUGUGCUGGUGAGUGCCGGCCCCAGGGCAGGGGGGCUGGGGACAGCCCUUGCACCUCACCCUGCUGCAGACUCUCACAGGCUGCCUUUUCUCUUCUUUUGUUGUGCUUUUUUUUUUUUUUUUUUUUUUUUUUUUUAAAUAAUUAUUCUUUUUUGUUUUGUUUUGUUUUGUUUUGUUUUUCAGUUAUGAAACAAUGGAUGGACGGAAUCAAGAGUCACUUGUCCUCCAAAAAGCACAGCCCCUGGCCUGCCACAGAGAAAGAACAAAUGUAUGAGAAUCUUCAUGAGCUCUUCUUCUUUGUGGUGAGCAACUGGCAGGACUGCAAGGAGGAAGAGGACAGACAGGCCGUUCUUGGAGCUGUGACUGCCAUGAUGACUGUUCUCCUGCAAGAGGAGCUGCCCCAAGAGCACGUCUGGGAGCGGCUCCUCUGGCUCGUGCACCCGUGUCAGGAGAUGCAAGACACCUGCAGGGUGGCCAAGAGCCUUAUUAUGUUCCUGGAGGCCUUACAGGGAGUUCAGUCUGUCAUCUGUAAGGACAAGUUUUUGGUCAUCACCAGUGCUGUGUUCUAUCAGCUCUCUGAUGACGUCAAGCAGCACAGUGAGGCUGACAGAGCAGAGCUGACCUGCUGCAUCCUGCUGCAGGCCCGAAUCUGCCCAGAGGAAACGGUCCUGUUUCUACAGUCACAGCUGGGCGAUGAGUGGGAGGCUGGAUGCGUGGCAGCCCUGGGUCUGCUCGGUGCUCUGGCUCGCUCUGAUGAGCCUGCGAUGACAGAGAAGCUGCCUCAGAUUACAGAGGCUGUGCAGCGUGUGUGCAGUGACCCCAGGACCCGGGUGAGGAGGGCCGUGCUGCACUUCAUUGAGGAUCUGCUCAGCGCUAACGCCUGGAGCUGCUCAGCCUGGGAUGUGGUGGGGCACAUCUUCAGGGAGUUCAGCCGCACCACAGGAAGAAGGGCAGCCAGAGACCUUUCCGCCCAGGAAGCGCAGGAAGAGGGAGCUCUCCAAGAGCUGUGCAUCAACAUCCUGGGGUCACUGGAUGUCUCUGCGAGAGGGAUCUCCAAACUCCUGUGGCCAAGGCUGCUGCUGUACGUGGUGCCAGCCCAGUACACCGGCAUGCUGAUCCCGGUCUCCCGCUGCGUCCAAGCCCUGGCCAAGAGAGGGGAGCUGACGGUGCGGGACAUGGAAGAUCUGGAUCCCCACUUCCUCAGCUCCAUGUUUCAAGGCCCACUGCUGACUCCCCAGACACUGCUGGCACGUCUGCUGGUGGUGGCAGGGAGCCCUUUUGCAGGCAGCGAACUCCAAGCCGCUGCCUUGCUGCUCCUGCAAAACCUCCACAGCAAGAUCCACAGAGCUGUGGGGGCCAAGUGGGCUGCUGAGAUCCCCCUGCUGCUGCAGCGUCUCGAAGGGAACUCCUGGAAACCCAUCCUCACACAGGAAGGAUGAUGGACGGAGCCCACACUCUCUGUUUUCUGCGCCAAGA